UUAUAGGCCAACAUUUCGUCAUGUUUUUCAGUGGUAGUGUGUCAGUGUACUAGUGGAGAGUAUAGGAAUAAUGUCUAUCAAUAAAAAGAAUAUCGUUCCCUGUAUAACCUGGGUGAAACGGGGUUGUGCUAAACAGAAACCAGAUAAGAUUACUUUAGAUAAAGAAGAGCUAAAGAAAAUUAUAGAAAAAAAUCAAGACAUACUUGACAAUAAUGAAAAAGAUUCAGAUAGUGAUGCGGAAGAAGCAGGGAGUGUUGAUGAAGACAAUGAAGAAGAUUUUGCUUCUGCAAUUAAAAAAGCGCAAAAAAUGGCAUCUACAAUAAAAAAGAAGAAGAAAAAGAACCCUCCCGCAACAAAACAUAAGCUGGAUGCUGAAAUGGAAGAUGAAGAUGAUGACAUUGUCAAAAGAUAUGGAUUUGAUGACUAUGAAAUGGAUGACAUGCCCACAGACUUUAUGCAUGGCAUUGGUGGACUCACUCCAUUUGCUUCCAAUGAAGAAGAUCCCUACAUAACAUUGAAAAACGAUGUAGACAGUGAUGAUGAAGAUUUUGUACUGAAGCCAACAGAUAAUCUUAUAGCUUUAGGCAGAAUUACAGAAGAGGCUGCUGUUCUAGAAGUACAUGUCUACAAUGGUGACCUGAGCAAUUUAUUCAUCCAUCAUGACUAUAUCCUCCCAACCUUCCCACUGGUGCUGGAGUGGCUGGAUUUUGACGUUGCAGAUGAAAGCAAAGGAAACUUUGUAGCAAUAGGUACAAUGGAACCAGAUAUUGGCAUUUGGGACUUAGAUGUUGUAGACUCUUUAGAGCCAGUUUCAGUUUUAGAGGGAAAUAAGCACAGAAGCAAGAAAAAGAAAAUGAAGAAGGUUGAAAGUUUGGUAGAAGGACACAGUGAUUCUGUAUUGGACCUGUCUUGGAAUAAAAAUGUUAGGAAUGUGUUAGCAAGUGCCUCAGCUGACAAGACAGUGUGUUUGUGGGAUCUUACUCAGGGGAAAGUUGUUACAGCUUUGAAACACCACUCACAACAGGUUCAGUGUGUGAGCUGGCAUCCUGUAGAACCACAGUCUCUUCUUAGUGGAUCCUUUGAUAAUCUCGCAGCUGUAGUUGACUGUAGAAGCCCAGGAGAAAAUGUAAAAACAUGGAAAUUGGAUGGUGAAGUGGAGAGAGCCAUAUGGAAUCAUUUUUCUCCCUUUCAGUUUUUGGCUAGCACAGAUAAAGGAAUGUUGUAUGAAGUAGAUGUUAGGCAAGACAAACCAUUAUUUACACUUUCUGCUCAUGGGGAAGCUGUAACAGGUGUAAGCUUAAGCUCACAAAUACCUGGACUUCUUGUGACAACCUCACCUGACAAGCAUUUGAAGGUCUGGGAUAUUCUCAACAGCAAACCAUCACUCGUGCUCAGCCGCAAUUUAAAGAUGGACAUACUGCACUGUGUCACCUGUAAUCCUGAUCAUCCGUUUGUGUAUGCUGUUGGUGCAAACAGGGAUUUUAAAGUAUGGGACAUAAGGGAGAGUGCUGCAGUAAGACGCCACUUCUAUGAUCGAAUGCCAGCCCCUCUUGCUGCUGAAUGUGCAGAUGAUUAUGAAGAUCUACCAGAAGAAACAGCUACAGAUGCUUUAGCAAACCUUAACAUGGAAGAUGAUGAAGAUGCUAUUGAGGAAGAGGAGAUGCUAGCUGGAGACAGGGGAAAAAAGAAUUUGCAUGAAGCUUCUGUAGAUGAUGGUGAGGGUAAGAAGAAAAAAAAGAAGAGAAAGAAGAAAAAGAAAAAUGUGUCUAUUGGAACGGUUAUAGAAUAAAAGAAAAGCUAUCUCAUCAAAUGUGUGCCUUUUAUGCUUUAAUACAAUUUAGAUAUUGUAAAAGUCUAUUAACCCUUUGUUGUUAGGAUAAAAAUGAUUUUACUUACGGACAGGCCAGGUGAAAGCACUGCGCAUUUUUCAAAU
This is a messenger RNA of Physella acuta, 1933 nucleotides long. Its product is annotated as periodic tryptophan protein 1 homolog. The record is from RefSeq and is a predicted model, not a curated record. Gene Ontology annotation, biological process: rRNA processing. Gene Ontology annotation, molecular function: protein binding. Gene Ontology annotation, cellular component: nucleus. Lineage: Eukaryota; Metazoa; Mollusca; Gastropoda; Physidae.